Messenger RNA from Taeniopygia guttata (zebra finch), 2303 nucleotides. The record is from RefSeq and is a predicted model, not a curated record. NCBI's taxonomy places the organism in Eukaryota, Metazoa, Chordata, Aves, Passeriformes, Estrildidae.
CCCCCUCCCGCCGGUCCCGGGGCUGCAGUGGCGACAGCGGCGGUCACAGGAGCGGCGACAGCGGCAGCAGCGGAGCGUCAGCCCCGCCCGGCGCCGCCUCCCGCAUCCUGCAGCCCGCAGAGCGCAUCCCUGAGCCGCAUCCUGCAUCCCUGAGCCGCAUCCUGCAUCCCUGGGUACCACCCGCAGCCCUGGGUACCACCCUGCAGUGCUGAGCAGCAUCCCUGAGCAGCAUCCUGCAUCCCUGGGUACCACCCGGGCACCACCCUGCGUCUUUGGGCAGCAUCCUGCGUCCCUGAGCAGCAUCCUGCAUCCCUGGGUACCACCUUGGGCAGCAUCCUGCAUCCCUGGGUACCACCUUGGGCAGCAUCCUGCGUCUUUGAGCAGCAUCCUGCAUCCCUGGGUACCACCUUGGGCAUCAUCCUGCAGUGUUGAGCAGCAUCCUGCAUCCCUGGGUACCACCUUGGGCAGCAUCCUGCAUCCCUGGGUACCACCUUGGGCACCACCCUGCGUCUUUGGGCAGCAUCCUGCAUCCCUGGGUACCACCUUGGGCAGCAUCCUGCAUCCCUGAGCCGCAUCCUGCAUCCCUGGGUACCACCCUGCAGUGCUGAGCAGCAUCCCUGAGCCGCAUCCUGCACCCUCGGGCACCGCUGGGCAUCCAUCCCCGGGUCCCCCCCUGCGCCCCGGUGCCACCCGAGCCUUAGGCCGUGCCACCCCCGUGCCGUGUCCGUGUCCCCCCCGUGUGGCCGCCCCCCGAGCCCGCCAUGGCCGAGCCCAGCUCCGAGUGCAGCAUCAAGGUGCUGUGCCGGUUCCGGCCCCUCAACCAGGCCGAGAUCCUGCGGGGGGACAAGUUCCUGCCCGUCUUCCAGGGGGACGACAGCGUCGUGCUGGGGGGCAAGCCGUACGUCUUUGACCGCGUGUUCCCCCCGAACACCACUCAGGAGCAGGUGUACCACGCGUGUGCCAUGCAGAUCGUCAAGGAUGUCCUGGCCGGGUACAACGGGACCAUCUUCGCCUACGGACAAACCUCAUCGGGCAAAACCCACACCAUGGAGGGGAAGCUGCACGACCCGCAGCAGAUGGGCAUCAUCCCCCGCAUCGCCCGAGACAUCUUCAACCACAUCUACGCCAUGGACGAGAACCUGGAGUUCCACAUCAAGGUUUCCUACUUCGAAAUUUACCUGGACAAGAUCCGGGACCUGCUGGACAUGACCAAGACCAACCUGGCAGUGCACGAGGACAAGAACCGGGUCCCCUAUGUCAAGGGCUGCACCGAGCGCUUCGUGUCCAGCCCCGAGGAGAUCCUCGAUGUCAUCGACGAGGGGAAAUCCAACCGGCACGUGGCGGUCACCAACAUGAACGAGCACAGCUCCCGCAGCCACAGCAUCUUCCUGAUCCACAUCAAGCAGGAGAACGUGGAGACCGAGCAGAAACUCUGCGGGAAACUCUACCUGGUGGACCUGGCGGGCAGCGAGAAGGUGAGCAAGACGGGGGCGGAGGGAGCGGUGCUGGACGAGGCCAAAAACAUCAACAAGUCCCUUUCGGCGCUGGGCAACGUCAUCUCGGCGCUGGCCGAGGGCACGAAGGCGUACGUGCCCUAUCGCGACAGCAAAAUGACGCGGAUCCUGCAGGACUCGCUGGGCGGCAACUGCCGCACCACCAUGUUCAUCUGCUGCUCCCCGUCCAGCUACAACGACGCCGAGACCAAAUCCACGCUCAUGUUCGGCCAGAGGGCCAAGACCAUCAAGAACACGGCCUCGGUGAACCUGGAGCUGACGGCCGAGCAGUGGAAGAAGAAGUUCGAGAAGGAGAAGGAGAAGAACAAAGCGCUGAGGGAGACGCUGGCGCGGCUGGAGGCGGAGCUGAGCCGCUGGCGGAGCGGCGAGGCCGUGCCCGAGACGGAGCAGCUGAGCGAGGCCGAGGCGGGCACGGGCCCGGGCGGGGACCGGGGGGGGGUCCCCGAGGAGCCCCCCGCGAACGACAACAGCUCCUCCAUCGUCAUCCACAUCUCGGACGAGGAGCGCCACAAGUACGAGGAGGAGAUCCGCAAACUCUACAAACAGCUGGAUGACAAGGAUGACGAGAUCAACCAGCAGAGUCAGCUGAUGGAGAAGCUGAAGCAGCAGAUGUUGGACCAGGAGGAGGUGCUGGUCCUGCCCCCACCUGUGCCCCCCCAGGGUCUGACCGACCCCCCUGGGACCCCCCCCAGAACCCUGGGUGCCACCUGGACCCCUCUGGGACCCCUCUGGGACCCCUCUGGGACCCCCCCAGGGACCCUCAGGACCCCUCUGGGACCUCCACCGUGA